AUGUUAUUCCAACCCAACAAACUCAAAGUACAACUGAAACUUGCCAUCAAUCGACUCAAGAUGCUGCAAGCCAAAAAGACAUCGCUUUGUCAACAUCAGCGUCGUGAAAUUGCAACUCUUUUGGACAAGGGCAAAGAAGAAAGCGCACGUGUGCGUGUCGAGCAUGUUAUUCGUGAGGAUCUAUUUAUUGAAGCUAUGGAGAUAUUGGAGUUGUAUUGCGACUUGUUGCUGGCGCGUUUUGGGCUUAUUGAACAGUACAAGACAUGUGAUCCUGGUAUUGCCGAGGCUGUCAACACUAUCAUUUGGGCAGCACCACGUACGGAUGAGAUCAAGGAAUUGCUCAAUGUCAGAGAUCUAUUUGCUGCCAAGUAUGGCAAGGAGUUUGUAUACAAUGCUCUCGAUAACGUGGACAAUGUGGUGAAUGAACGAAUUGUUUGCAAGCUACAAGUAAGCGCACCCGAUCCAUUCCUAGUCGAGCGUUAUCUGGAAGAAAUUGCAAAGUCGUACGAUAUCAUGUGGGUGUCCAGUGUAUUGGCUGCUGAUGACGAUAACGAUGAUACAUCAAGUGGUGGUGGAGGUGGAUUGGCAGAAGAGGUAUACCCUGCACAAACAGAGGCGCCCUUGCUCGCAUCAAAUGAUAAUGACACAUCUUCUCCCCAACCGGUGACCAACGUCGAUGAAAGCGAGACCACCUUUGACCUACCAGAAAUCCCAUCCAACAUGCCACCAGCUCCAAAAAAGAACAACGUAUCUCAACCUACCACACCAAAGCCAAAAGACGAUGAUUUUGACGCUCUUGCAAAGCGACUUGAAGCUCUCAAACGCAAAUAA
Lichtheimia ornata is the source of this 831-nucleotide messenger RNA. RefSeq lists its product as uncharacterized. The transcript has 6 exons. Gene Ontology annotation, biological process: protein transport. NCBI's taxonomy places the organism in Eukaryota, Fungi, Mucoromycota, Mucoromycetes, Mucorales, Lichtheimiaceae. The coding region runs from base 1 to 831 and encodes 276 amino acids. The record is from RefSeq and is a predicted model, not a curated record.